AUGGCUGAAGUUUAUAUUUUUGGACAAAUUUUAAGUGCAGAAAAAUUUCGUGAACCAAACCUUUUUUGUCGGUGGAACAUUCAGGCUGGCUCACUGUGGAAAUUCGUCGAAGGAGAAUCUGAAGGACAAACAGCAACUGACUGCAAUAUUAUUGAUAACAUAUCGUAUUUCGGGCAUCCAAUUGAUUUACAUCUAGCUACUCGUGGCAUUCAAGGCUGGCCAAAAAUAAGCAUUGAAAUAUUUUCUGUGAAUGCCUUAAAGCAGUUUUGUCCCGUCGCUAUUGGAUUUACUUACAUACCAACAAAACCAGGCUUCCAUCAACUCAAAAUUGCAACUUGGCGUCUUGCUCCGCAAACUUUUAUCGAUUCCAUUAAGGAGAAGUUCUUUACAGGUGGAUUUACAAUUGUUAAAAAGGACUUGAUUCAUACAGGAAUCGAUAGAUACAAAAUCUCAACAAUUUCAUCAGGAACUAACAUUGUUUGCUUUGCUAUCUUUAUAGUAAUUGCCAUAGCUGCUUGCGAUGAUAACGUGACAACAGUAGAAGUUACUACAUUAUCUGUACCAACAUCAUCGUCUUCUCCUGCACCAAGUACAUCAACUUUAUCGACCAGCACAACUGUUAAUACAUCAUCAACUGCUGUUCCAAAGUUUGAAAAUUCCACAAAAUUGAUUCAAAAUCCCUCAAAUAGGACUAAACUUUUGAAUACAACAAGUUAUGUAUGCAGCUGUGAUUUAACGCUCAACUGUGACAUCAAUUGUUGCUGCGAUAUCGAUUGUAAUGCAGAGAUUAUUGAGGCAUUUGAUUGCUCCUUACGAGUUGAUAUUGACGAUUUCUAUCAUGGUGAAGGUUUGGAGAGAUGCAAUGGCGAUAAUGGUCUAUUGUGCAUUGCUCAUGAUAACAUCCCUUCAAUGGAUCAGAAGCUACACACGCCCUACUAUUCGGAAUAUUCAUCAUACAAAUGGCCAAAAAUCAUUCAAUCCCACGAAACAGAAGCUAAAUAUGAAUUUUCAUCCCAUGAAUUCUACAAAUUUGGAGAUGCAGUCAUGACUUAUAAUACAAAAAUUGAAAAAUACUCAGCAAUAAAUUUGCCAGCAAUAACAAUUGGAGAUUACUCAAAUUGCUUCCUAACUGAACCUGUGAUGUUUCUAAAAUCCAAAUCAAUUCAAUGUCUAAGAUCCUAUAAUGAUUUAUGUUCAUAUAACAAUAAUUUAAUGACACAAUUGAUGCAUUCUCGUUUAUUCCAACAACCUCCAAAGUCAUCAUCAAGCCAAGAAGGUUUAGAGACUUUCAAUGUUAUUAUUGAGUCGUGUAAAUAUUCUUUUGAUAAUUGCACACAAAUUACAGUCAGCAAUAGAAGUAAAAUUGAUGAGAUUCAAGAAUAUUUAUAUGAUGAAGUGUACGAAGACAUCCAAUUGACAUUUCUUAUUAAUGACACAAAAAUACUGUCUGCAACAAUCAAAUUUGGAUGUCAUAAUGAACUAAUAUGUAACAAUAAUGAUGAGUUGGAGACGACAAAGAUUAUACAAAAUAUCAAUGUCAAGUUUGAGAAUGUAAAUGAAAAUCGGACGGAAAGAAGAAUUAGAAAGAAACGACGUGGCUAUAGUGAUAAUGAAUUAAUUAUUGCCUCACGUCUGCGACCAUUAAAUGAAUCAAUAAUAGUUCCAUCAUCGAGCACAGAAAUGAUUUUCGAUUAUUUUCGAAAUGACUCAAUUUUGGACAAAAGCUACUUUUUGAAACUUCCAGAAAUAAGUGAGAAUGGGAAGUGUGUGAUGACUGCUGGCAAGCAUGACUUAAUCAGAUUUAAUGAGAAUUCACAUACAUUCUGUACUGCUGACUUGACAGGAGAUUUGAACUCAAAUUUUACAAUUUGUCAGCAGUUCCAACAUCAAUUAAUGAAUUUCUUAUUAAGUGCUGUAAAUUUAACCACAAACUAUACACUUGAUGGCUACAUAUCUGACGUGUUUAUGUCAAAAUUUUGGACACCACAAUAUGAUAAGAAGUCAUGGAUUCGAGCAAGCUUGCAUAACAUUCCAUUAUGGGCACCAGAAAUGCAGGAAACUGAGAAGAUCAUGACAUGCUUAAAUCUUGUAACAGCAGCAAGCUACAAGUUCCUUUAUUCAACCACAAGAUCUUCCGGUGUUAAGAAAUAUGAGCAUUUUAUUGAAAACUUAAUAGUCGCAUUUGACAAGCUAGAGGAACUCCAAUUCACUUUAGAUGACGCGAAUCAGACAACACAAAAUGUAAAAAUUCAAAUUAAUGUGCAAUUCGUAAAUUUAUUCAACAAGAAUCAUGCAAAUGCAAUUUUAGUGAUGAAUAUUUAUGCAAUGAUUUUGUGCAUUUUAUUAGCCUCAAUGGCUUCUUAGCUGUAAAUUAUGCUUAAAUGUCUAUAUUUGUAAAGUAUUCAUUGUGUGGUGGUUUAGUUUGCACAACUAAUAAUCAAGAGUGUAGGUUGGUAAGGUAAUUAAGUAUGUGGUUUUAAUUACCAUAAUUUUCUUGUCAAAGAUAUAUAAUGUAGAUUACACAUAUCAACUGCUGAUUUAAGAUUAGAUUGUAAAAGUCAA
Chironomus riparius is the source of this 2562-nucleotide messenger RNA. NCBI's taxonomy places the organism in Eukaryota, Metazoa, Arthropoda, Insecta, Diptera, Chironomidae. The record is from the annotation of a GenBank genome assembly.